GUUCCAGGGGGUGGAGUCAAAUAUCUUAGCUUUGACAACAAGUAGCGAAACAUCAUCCAUUGAUUCGAAGUUAUUACUUUGUAACAAUCAAUAUAUGAUGUCGAUACAUGACAGUCUUUGUUGUGAAGCAGAGAAGCAAGAAGAGAUGGACAACAAUGGACAAUAAUAAUAAUCCACUGGAAUAAGUAUGCUGUAGUUCUAAAGUGCACGAGCAUCAGCUGUUUGGUGAAUGUUGGGUUCAGGAGGACACACUGCUGCUAGGAUGCAAGAGCAGAGGAACAUGGCUGACCUGCAGGCUUUCCUGGAGGAUGGCCUGAGUUCAGGGCUGCUGCUCCAGCACCAACUACAGGAGAUGAAGGAGGCCUACAAGCAGCAGCUGCAGGAGACAGAGAGGAGACAGAGAGAGGGCCUUGAGAAAAGGAUCCAGCAGAACUCUAUGCUGUCAGCAGGCUUCGACAGGAAGUCUAGUGCUGACAGACAACUGGACCUGUUUUUCAGCUCUCAGGCCAGGGGACCGAGGAAAUCCAGUUCCCUGUCUGAACUGGUGUCAGGUAGGAGGUCUACCUGCAGGAAAUCCCCACAGCUCAGACAGUCAGGGAGGUUUGUCACAUCCUCUGCAGCCUGGGCUUCUGACACAACUGUUUCACACAGAGGACCACAGCAUCUUCAGCACCAAGGACCAACAGAAACAGAGCAGCUCCAACUAAGCAAAGAGGAGAAAGAGGAGGCGGAAUGUCAGAGGAAGUUUCGUGCUGUUCCUGUGCCUGGCCAUGUGUUUUUGCCCCUCUAUGAUGAGAUGACGCAGGUGCGGCAGAAAGAGAGGAAGGAAGGCCAUGAACAGAGGAGGGACUUCCUGCUCUCCAUGCAGAAACCCUUCAGCUUCCUGGAGAGAGAUGAGAAGAAGAGAGAGAAGCUGAUGCAAAUGAUAAGCACGGUGGCACAGUCUCAAAAAGCCACCAAUGUCAGGAAACCAAUACCGAAAGCAAUCAAAGACCAUGCUGUCUCUGAGCAUUUAAAAGAGGAGGAGCUGCGCAGGACGGUACGCAUCCAGCUGAGGGCCCAGGAGACUUUGAGGAAGUCCACAGCACCUAUAGAGAACCAAACUCAUACUGAGAACCCGGAGCCUCGCACCGCCCAACGGACUAAGAAGGAGGUUCUGGCCUUCCUGGAUCAGAAGCCUACCUUCCAGCCAAAGACCAACUCCCAGGUCCCUGAUUUUGACAGGCUGCACAAGGCCUUUCAGAGGGAAUCACUGAAGAGGGCAGAGAGGAAAAAUGUUACCAAGUGUCAGCCCUUCCACCUGCGGACGUCAACUCUGCCUUCAAGACCAAGCAGAAGCAGCUCUGAAAAAGAACAGAAACCCAUAGUCAGUGCCGUUUUGAAGAGAAGCAAUUCCUUUGGAGGCUUAACAUCACUGUCCACAGAUACGCUUCCCACCUACAUCACAGAUGCAGCAAGGAAACGCUGUAUGGCCAUUAGAAAGUCUGUGGAGCAGAAAGAGAGCAAGGAGCAGGAGAGUGUAGAGUGGAUGCGGAGACAUAGGAAGAGGUCUCAGGCCAUGAAGAAGACAGUGGCUGUCCGCGCCAAGGUCAUGGACCCUCAUAGCAGCCUGAAAGAGGUGUAUCAUGAGAAGCUGAAA
Molecule: messenger RNA, 1639 nt
Organism: Salvelinus sp. IW2-2015
Lineage: Eukaryota; Metazoa; Chordata; Actinopteri; Salmoniformes; Salmonidae
Product: protein FAM161B
Exons: 6
Biological process (GO): cilium organization
Cellular component (GO): cilium
Source: RefSeq, a predicted model, not a curated record